Molecule: messenger RNA, 3319 nt
Organism: Microcebus murinus (gray mouse lemur)
Lineage: Eukaryota; Metazoa; Chordata; Mammalia; Primates; Cheirogaleidae
Source: RefSeq, a predicted model, not a curated record
GCCAACACGGACACACCCCUCGCUUUGCACCCUGUACCUCCAGGGCUGACAAACACAAGACACUGGGGACACAGAGAGCAUUGUAGCCGCUCAGCUGUUGAGAGUGGUCACAAGAAGACCUUGCAAAGAGCAGCAUCGAUAAGAACUGAAGACGCUGGAAAGACGGUGAUUUGCGAAAACUUUCCAGAGAUGCACUGACGCUCUCAGGCCUGAGCGCACUUGAGCCAAUCGUUUCGCGGAGACAGAAUCUCGAAGAACAUUAAAUCGGUUCUGGGCACGUGAAUACCGGGUCAGGUUUCCCUCAUUUGGGUAGAAUACGCGCGCAUUCUACGGAAGCCGGCAGACACCUGCUGAAUGCAAAGUGAGCUGAGCACAAAGCACAGGGUGGCACGGCUCGCCAGCGCCUGCCUGCGGCCUGGGGCCGUCCCCGGAGCAAGCUCGGGCUGUCGUCCCAACGCCGGUGCUGGGCGAGCCGUCACUGCACCCACGCCGGACCGGUCUCGCCACUCGCAGGCGUCCCGCUGCCGGGCGGCAGACCGUCUUCUACACAUUUGUGUUUUAGCUUCGUGCGACGUUUUCUCUGUGGACCACGAGGACGGGUGCCGCGUGAGCUCCGGCGACCGUCCGGCACGGUGAGGGACUCGGCGUGGGCGUUCGGUUCGCGGCCGACACGUGAACGGGUCAGACGCUCAGCUUCCAGAGAACGGAGGAGGCGUGGCGUGCAGGCAGCGGGAGGAAGCCUGCUUGGACACAGCUCAGCACACCGGGCUGGGCGGGCACGAGGACAGAUGGGAGAAGGCGCCGGGGGUGAAGGCUGGAGCCGCCGUCCCCUUCUCCAAGCCCUUGUUUCCGUGAGAUUUCACGGCACGGCGAGAGGCGUCCAGCAGCUGUGCGCGCCAGCUCCGGGCCCCGGACCCACCCAGUUCCACACUCCAUCAUUAUCCGAACACGCCGGGUAAGAAAAACACAGGAUACUGGGGAUUCCUUGGGAAAGCAUUUGGGCCCAUUACUUGGGCCCAUUUGCCCGAGAAGGGCCCCGUCCGUGCUCGAGGGUGCAGACCGCUGUUUGGGAUCGGAGGCCAAGUGACACAGUUGGGUGCGUGGCCACGUCCAGGCCAAUCAGAGACAUUCAGAGAUCUCGCUACAGAGCUUCCCGGGCUCCUCGCCGGGGGAGGGCUGGACGCAGAGCUCACAGCCGGCCACGGGCAGACUGUUCCGGGAGGCCCCGCGCUGUGAGCACAGAACUCUCACUGCCCUUGUGAGUCACAAUCCUUCUCGGUUCUCAGACGCGUCAUCAACUUGGUUUUCUCCCCAGCCGAGCCGGCGUCAGCCCCACUCCCUGCCUUGCCCUCCUGGCCUUCACCCGCGCACAGGGGCUGGGUCAAGAGGGAUGAACAGGGAGCGACCGAUUUGCGCGUCCUCCUGCGGUCAACGGGGACCCGGCAUGAUGGAAAGGAGUCUGAGGAACGUCCUGGUGGUGUCCUCUGGGUUCCUGCUGCUCUUCACAGCCUACGGGGGACUGCAGAACCUGCAGAGCAGCCUGUACAGCGAGGACGGCCUGGGCAUGUCGGCGCUCAGCACGCUGUACGGCACGGUGCUGCUGUCCUCCAUGUUCCUGCCGCCGCUGCUCAUCCGCAGCCUGGGCUGCAAGUGGACCAUCGCCGUCUCCAUGUGCGGCUACGUGGCCUUCUCCCUGGGCAACUUCUCCGCCAGCUGGUACACUCUGAUCCCCACGUCCAUACUGCUGGGGCUCGGGGCGGCCCCGCUGUGGUCUGCCCAGUGCACCUACCUCACCAUCGCGGGGAACGCCCGCGCACGGAAGGCGGGCAAGCUCAGCAAGGACGUGGUCAACCAGUACUUCGGCAUCUUCUUCCUCAUAUUCCAGUCGUCCGGCGUGUGGGGCAACCUGAUUUCCUCUCUGGUCUUUGGCCAGACCCCCAGUAAAGAGGCCAUCCCGGAGGAGCAGCUGGCCACCUGCGGGGCCAGAGACUGCCUGAUGGCCACCACGCCCAGCAACAGCACCCAGCGCCCCUCCCCGGAGCUCAUCUACACCCUGCUGGGCAUCUACACCGGGAGUGGCGUGCUGGCCAUCCUGCUGAUCGUUGUGUUUCUUGAAAACAUACAAGACGUUCAGCGGGAAGGUGGGGGAGAGAGGAAAUCACCGCCGUUCUGGUCCACGCUGCUGUCGACAUUCAAGCUGUUCCGAGACAAGCGCCUGUGCCUCCUGACCUUGCUGCCGCUGUACAGCGGCCUGCAGCAGGGCUUCCUGUCCGGCGAGUACACCAGGUCCUACGUCACCUGCACCCUGGGCAUCCAGUAUGUCGGCUACGUGAUGAUCUGCUUCUCGGCCACGGACUCGCUGUGCUCGCUGCUCUACGGGAAGCUCUCUCAGUACACGGGCAGGGUCGCCAUCUUCGCGCUGGGCGCGGCCACCCAGCUCUGCUGCUCCGUCGCCCUGCUGCUGUGGACGCCCCACCCCGACCAGCUGGCGGUGUUCUUCGUGUUCUCCGGCCUGUGGGGCGUGGCGGACGCCGUGUGGCAGACGCAGAACAACGCUCUCUUCGGCGUGCUGUUCGAGGAGAACAAGGAGUCCGCCUUUGCCAGCUACCGCCUGUUUGAAGCGCUGGGGUUUGUCAUCGCCUUUGGGUACAGCACGUUCCUCUGUGUCUACGUGAAACUCUACAUCCUCAUCGGGGUCCUGAGUGUCACCAUGGUGGCUUACGGCACUGUCGAGUAUCUGGAGUCCGAGAACCCGGGCAGACCGCUUGAGCCAACACAGGCGUGCCAAGAAGAGGUGAAAGAAAUACAGACAAAAAUGUGAGCGCGGCCGUCGUGGGGGACCCACACGGUGUCGCAGAAGCGUUCGGCUGAGGAUGCCUCGGGGUGGACAGUCAGUCUUCAGCGCUGCUUCAGCGUGUUUGCCGUCCAGAGACGUUGCGUGAUCUCACUUCUCGUGUAUUUUCCCACUCUGACGAAUUUUUAGCCCAUCAUCUCACCAAGAGAGGCCAGGAAUAUCUAUGAAGGUGUCAGUCCAUUUCAUUUUAGAUACAAAAGAAAAAUAUUUAAGGUGCAAUCCUACAUGAGAAUCAGAGACUUACCCGUAUUUUUGUUGAUGUUUGUAGGAGUCGGAAGGCUACCUGAAAUAACGGUAGUCUGACACCGUAAUUUUACAAAUGGGUAAACUUUUACACUUCUAAGGCCGCACACCUUGCAAACAGGUCUGAACGAGUCCACUCACCGAAAGCCAGGCUAGAGCUGAUGUCUCUUGAAACUCACGGAGUCUGAGUUGCUAAAUAAAUGUGAUUAUUUUAUGGACUUA